Molecule: messenger RNA, 507 nt
Organism: Xylona heveae TC161
Lineage: Eukaryota; Fungi; Ascomycota; Xylonomycetes; Xylonales; Xylonaceae
Exons: 3
Coding region: 250-501 (83 amino acids)
Source: RefSeq, a predicted model, not a curated record
CAAUGCUGAACGGCUCAGGACGUUGUGGGAGCUGUUACCCACUGGCUUUAUGGAAAAGUGCAAGCAGUUCGAGUCGAUCAAGUCUUUACAGACUUUGAUGGGCUCACUUGUCAAGAGGCCGUUGACGUGUUUCGAAUUGCAGAAUUCUGUGGCCCCAAAUCGGAUACCGGAUACUACUAUCUUUCCGAAUUAGAGCUUCGCGUGCAUGCAUAUCGACUUAAUGUUGACGAUGACGACGUAACGGGAUACAUGACGGUAAUGGAUGAAGAAGAGAAUGAAGAAGACCAAUCAGAUGACGUGAGCCCUACAAUGGCCCCGAAAGCGGUGAUGACUGCUCUUCCAAAUAUGAGACUUGAGGGCAUUUGGGAAUCCUUGGUCUUCGGAAGGGCUAUAUCAACGGACCUACUACAUUGCAUAACGAAUAUGAGUAAAGUAAUCUGCAAUCUUUUGGGAAAAAGCCUCGCUGAGGAAUCGGAGUCCGGAUAUCAAAGUCAGGAGUAGAUCCAC